This is a messenger RNA of Ipomoea nil (Japanese morning glory), 1535 nucleotides long. Its product is annotated as PRA1 family protein F1-like. Bases 894 to 1433 code for a protein of 179 amino acids. The transcript has 3 exons. Gene Ontology annotation, biological process: vesicle-mediated transport. The record is from RefSeq and is a predicted model, not a curated record. Gene Ontology annotation, cellular component: Golgi apparatus; endoplasmic reticulum. Lineage: Eukaryota; Viridiplantae; Streptophyta; Magnoliopsida; Solanales; Convolvulaceae.
UGCAUUUAUGAAUUAUGAAGAAGUUUUCCAAUAAAUUAUUUUCAUUCAAAAAAAAAAAAAAAUAUUUCCAACACAGCGACGUCGUUUGCUGUUGUUCCUCCAAUUAUUCCAUCAAGGGUUUCUGCUGCCGGCACUCCACAAAGACCCAAACCCAACUUUCCACCUUCAAUUAUCAAGUGAAUCGCAUCCUAGCUCAGCUUGAAAAUGGUGUCCUAUUUGUUUAGAAAAUAUUCAGAGUAUUUGUACACGAAAUGGGAAAGGACGAUUCUUUGGGACAUGGUUGAGCCAUACAGGAGACCAAGAUCAUUUACUCCGCUUGUCACAAUCUACAUCUGUGCAUUUUAUACCGGGGUCGUUGGUGCAGCCAUCACUGAGCAACUCUAUAAGGAGAAGUAUUGGGAGGAUCAUCCUGGUGAAAUGGUACCUUUUAUGAAACCGAUGUUUUAUGGUGGCCCUUGGAGAGUAAUGAGAGGUGAUGUUCCUCCAACUGGAAAAUUUGAGCUCUGAACCACUGUUAGUUAGUUCUUAGCUUUGUUUUGUUUCGAAAUUUUUGUGUAUAUGUUACACCUUCUCAUGUUUGUUGUUGCUUUGAAUGGCAAUAUUUAUAGAUAAUAAGCUCCACAACUACACAGCUUUGGAGCAUAGACUUUGUGGUUUUUUUUUUUUUAAUAAAAUUUAAAACUUGUUUUUAUGGUGGUAGAAAUAGUAUGUAUUUUUGUUUUGAGUUAAUAAAGGAAUGGACAAAUGUGGGGAACAUGUGUCAAUGUUUGAGAAAAUUUCUGGGAAUGAAAGACCAAAAGGGAGCAAUUCCCCUUCCCAAUCUCCCUUUCUUUCCCCCUCCCUCACCAUUUUCGUGAGGAAAUCAAAUCAAAUCAAAUCAGAAGUGGUUGGAAAUGACGACAACCUAUGGCACAAUCCCGACAUCAGACAAUGGAGCGGAAGCGAGAUCAGGCUUCCUCGCCACGCGGCGGCCAUGGAAGGAGAUGGUAAUCUCCUUCUCCACCCCGCGCACCCUUGCCAUGGCGUUCUCACGCCUCAAAGGAAACGUCUCCUAUUUCUACACCAACUAUGCCAUCCUCGUCCUCGUGGUGGUCUUCCUCAGCCUGCUAUGGGAGCCGGGGUCUCUCAUCGUCUUCACCUUCAUGAUGGCCGCGUGGCUCUACCUCUACUUCCUGCGCGACACGCCGCUCGUCGUUAAGGGCUACGCCGUGGACGAGCGCGUCGUCCUUGUCGUGCUGUCCAUCUUCACAACGGCCUUGCUGCUCACCACGGCCACCGCGAACGUGGUGGUGGCGCUGGCGCUCGGGACCGCCUCGGUGGUGGCGCACGGGGCGUUUGGUGCUGCUGAUAAUUCUGCGCCCAUUGACCAGGAGGAAGGCGGGGGCAAGGUGAAUUUGAUAGAAACUGCUUCUUCUGGCUUUUCUUCUUUUUGAUUGUAAUGAUUAAUGAAAUCAUUUGUUGCUGACACUAACUUUGCCAUUGGUGUAACUUAGUGCUGAUUGUAUUAUACAGUUUUUUUCUCCAUAAUUUUCAAA